AUGCCAUCGUAUUUUCGUAUCUAUGGUGCCAGUCGAAUACGUAUUCGUAUCCAUGUUUAUGUAUUAUUUUUUUUCAUUUGUGUACAAUAUCGUUAUACAUUUACUCUUGGUGAAAUUCAGAAAUCAGUUUUUAUGUUUCGAGAGCCAAAUGUUACAAAUGUUAAAUUGAAUAUGUAUAACAAUAUUCCAUAUGAAGGUUGUCGAUGUAAUGUUGUACCUGUCGAAUCUUGUCUUACUGAUGAAGAACUUAAAUACACUCGUAUCAUUCCAUUGAUAUUAUUUCUAUUACAAAUUUAUCUUCUUAAAGAUAUUCUUUCGUUACAUCAUGAACGAAAAUACUUUCUUUUAAAUUUAUAUUGGAUUGCUUCAAUGUUUGCUUUCUUUUGUUUUUUAAUAAUUAUUUAUCGAAGUAGUUAUUUUUAUGUUACAAUUACUCGAAUACUUGUUUGUACAGGUCUAUACUUAUUCUUGAAUGGUUAUAUAUCACAGGUUAUUCCGUAA
Messenger RNA from Rotaria sordida, 501 nucleotides. The record is from the annotation of a GenBank genome assembly. Lineage: Eukaryota; Metazoa; Rotifera; Eurotatoria; Philodinida; Philodinidae.